GUCACGGGCUGGUUGUGAAUCGAAGGCCAGCGGCCCCACAAUGCCAGGCGGGGGAGCCCCUCUCUCAGCAACGCAGCACAGCAUCACCGCCUCGCCUCACUGAAAAGGACAGAGAGGAGAGAAAUGCAAAGGGAUGUAAGAUGGCAGAGCUACAAAUGCUAUUAGAGGAGGAAAUCCCUGCCGGCAAAAGGGCUCUCGUGGAAAGCUACCAGAACCUCUCCCGCGUUGCGGAAUACUGUGAAAACAAUUAUGUCCAGGCUCAAGACAAGAAGAAGGCCCUGGAGGAGACCAAGGCCUACACCACCCAGUCUCUGGCCAGUGUGGCCUACCAGAUCAAUGCCUUAGCUAACAAUGUGCUGCAGCUGCUGGACAUCCAGGCCUCGCAACUACGACGCAUGGAGUCUUCCAUCAACCACAUCUCCCAGACAGUGGAUAUUCAUAAGGAGAAGGUGGCCCGUCGAGAGAUCGGCAUCCUGACCACAAACAAGAACACCUCUCGCACCCACAAGAUCAUCGCCCCGGGCAACAUGGAGCGGCCGGUGCGCUACAUUCGAAAGCCCAUCGACUACACACUGCUGGAUGAUGUGGGACACGGUGUCAAAUGGCUUAAGGCCAAGCAACAUGGGAAUAACGCAGCGGGACGAGGCGGGACUCUUUCUAGGACCAACCCACCCACACAGAAACCCCCAAGCCCCCCCAUGGCGGGUCGUGGUACCCUGGGGCGUAACACUCCCUACAAGACCCUGGAGCCAGUGAAGCCUCCCGUGGUGCCCAAUGACUACAUGACGAGCCCGGCCCGACUGGGCAGCCAGCACAGCCCCGCACGCACAGCCUCUCUCAACCAGAGGCCCAGGACACACAGUGGCAGCAGCGGUGGCAGUGGCGGCAGGGAGAACAGUGGAGGCAGUGGAGUUGGAAUCCCUCUCGCAGUUCCCACCCCCUCCCCUCCCAGCAUGGGGCAAGUGGCGACCUCCUCGGCCUCAGUGCCUCAGGGCCCGGGACUCGGCCCAAUACCCAUGUCCCAGUUCGGCACCAUCUCCCGCCAGAUCUCCCGUCACAGCUCCUCCACCACCUCCUCGGCCUCCAUGGUGUCGGCCACCGGCACCUACCGCCGCGCGCCCUCUGUCUCCUCCCAGCAGCCACACAUCAAUGGAGGCCCUGCUUACCCACAGAACUCAGUGUCUGUGGCUCCUCCGCCUCCUCCUCCAAUGGUCCAGCUCACCCCACAGAUCCCUUUGACCGGCUUUGUGGCCAGAAUGCAGGAGAGCAUUACAGACAGCCCCGCCCCGCCUCCUCCGCCUCCCCCAGAAGACAUCGGUGUGUUUGAGGAGCCCUCCCCUCCUCCUCCACCUCCACCUGUGGACUACGAGGAAGAGGAGGCAGCCGUGGUUCAUUACAGCGACCCUUACUCUGACGGUGACCCCCAAUGGGCCCCCAAGGCUUAUUUAGAGAAAGUUGUGGCCAUCUAUGACUACAGCAAGGACAAGGAGGAUGAGCUGUCCUUCAUGGAGGGAGCCAUCAUCUACAUCAUCAAGAAAAACGAUGACGGCUGGUUCGAAGGCGUCUGCAAUGGCGUCACCGGACUCUUCCCAGGAAACUACGUCGAGUCGAUCAUGCACUAUGCUGACUAAAAAAAGAAGAAGAAGAAAAAAAACACCCAAAAACAGCACUGCAGUUUACCGUGAACAUGUACAGAUGUAUGCAGUCCAGCGAUUGCAGUCCAUAGAGCUCCCAUUUUGACUGAAGUGCCAUGGUGAAUUUACAAAUGGUUUUUCUUUUGGGGGACUUGUGCUUGCACCAUCUUGUUGUGCUCCCGAUAAAAUGAAGGAAAAAAAAAUAAGCGUUGCACAAAAAAGGGAGGGUGCUGAACCUUUUGGAGACCAUGGGUCUGUUAGUUUACACUGUGGACCAAAGGGAGCAGAAAACAGCCUUUUUGCUACCACUGUUCCAUCUGCGGUGGACAGUUGCACCUCUAAAACUUAAACGGUCACAUUUUGCCUCACAAGAAAUUACAUAAAAUCAGAAUAGUUCAAAGGUCCCAUAUUGUAGAAAAUGUAACUUUUUAGUGUUGUUUUUUAAUUAUAAGGCACAUCUUGGUGCUCUAUAUAUACUCUUACAGUAUAAAAACGCUCAACCCUCAGAGAAAUGUACGCAGCACGUAUUCACAUCAGGACUUCCGGAACAUUGUGAUGUCACACUGUACAGUCACCACUCUCAGCCAUGCCCCCAGUAUGAUCGUGGUUGCAAGACCACCGGCAGAGCUGAUGUAGCAUCAUAGAUAGUGGGUGGUGCCCUGCUCAGGCCUGUGAAACCUGACCAAUCAGAGCAGACUGGGCUUUUCAAGAGGGAGGCCUUAAAAAGAUGGGCACUAAAACAGAAGAUGAAAAAUAAUGUUUUUUGAACAUUAAAGUAUGUAAACAUCUCGUAGGUAUCCAAAAUCAAGUAUAGUGGGACCAUUUUAAGGAAUUAGUUCAUUAUGUGUAACCAACAUUUCCAGUAUUUCCAGUAUGCAGUAAAUCUAGUGAAGUAUUCCUGCAAGUUCAUGAACACAUGAGGCAGAGUAGCAUUGUUAUGAUUAAAUGCUGCACAAACUCUCUUGCCCCUUUAUUUGCACUGUAGACCAGCAGACCGACCCUUCCCUCCUGUCAAAAAACAUCCAUCUUACCUUAUCAAAAACAACAACAACAAAAAAGGACAAACAUCAACAAGUGCAUUAGGACACGACUGAAUGUUCAAUGCCGUCGAUGUCCAAAUCACACAAGAUGUUUAUGAGGGAACAAAAAGCUAUUUACUAUGCUCUGUGUCGGCUGUUAAAAAGGGUAAACCGAGUGUAUAGAAUGCAUUACAAAAAAAAAAAAAAAAAUGACAACAGUUUCUUCUUUCUGGUGGAGUUUCCUUUCUGUUCUCUAACUUGUAUAUAAAGUGUAACGUGAGAAGCUGCCAGUACAGUACAUUUGUCAGUUAGUGUGUUUCACCUGUGAGUCUCCAUCAGCGUCAGUGGAGGUGAUGCCAAGACCGGAUGGUGUUUUUUUUUUUCAAAAUGUAUUUGUUUUUUAUUUUUACUUGAAUAUUAAUUUUAUUCAUCACUCACAGUGCCAUUUUAACUUGGGCAAAGUGGCCGUGUAUAAACAUUUAUUUUUCUAUGUUGAGUCACGACUAUUAUCAUUUUGAUCAUGAUAUGUGGUGAUGCUGUCCAGCCACUGUAGCAGAGCUCUGAGAUGGAAGCAGAGGAAGGACUAACUUGUAUGUUUUAAUGUUGUUUUUCCAUUGUGUCGAAAAUAGCUGCACUGAUGAUUAGUUGUGAACGACUGUGAUGAACUUACGAAUACCGUCAUGGCUUUGAUUUGCUAUCCAGAAGUACCGACUAACCUUUACACUUGUCGUCUCUUCUCUCAGUGGUUGCUGGUGUGGUGCUUUACAUUGGUGCUCAAUAACCAUAAUCACCAAGCCAAACAACCUCAAAACUAAACUGGUUUAUAUACUGUAGUUGUUUUUUAGACUUGUUACCUUGUUCCACAGGGUGAACAACCAUCAGAUUUGAUUGUAAUUGUCUUCAAUCACAUGUGCAUUUUAGUGAAUGUAGGCAACUCGGCAGUAAUGUACUAAAGUUAGAUUCAGUCUGCUGCUUACAAUAUGUUUGUCUAUUAACACACAGAUAAGUCUGUGCUACAUAUGAAUGGCAGCUGCUAGCUGCAGUGAGGGAAUGAAUUGCAAUCCCAAGGUCUUAAAUCAGCGCUGACGUGUGAAGACUUCUGUUGUGAUUUCUGCAAAAUGAGAUGCCUGCUCUUACAAAGUUGAUUGUCGGUGCGGUAAAACCUGCUGUCAAAUGUUUAUCUCAGCAUCCGUGUUCGUAACAAGCCACAAAAAACAUAAUCAAAUGUACUUGGGGGUGUAACAGGCAUUGAAGAAGAACUUUUAUUUUGAAAUGGAUACAGACUUCCUCGUGCUGUGAGGGGAACGUGAUCCAGAGGUGACUCAAAUGAACAGUAUUCAUUCAGCCUCUGUGCAUGAAAGUAUCUACACAUCAUUACAGUGAAUGAUCUGCCACUACAUCCCAUUCUUGAUUGUAUUUUUUCCAUCAUGACGUCAUUUUUUUGUGAGGAAACUUUUUUCUACCUAACGUAUUUCUAGCUUUUGCGUCGUUUAUGUGUCAGAGACUGCUGAAGGAAGGUUCGCUAGCAGUUUGUAUGUAAAGGAUUAAUUUAUACUUUUUUCAUAGAGAAAUCAUGAGACAACCACUGAUGUGCAGAGAACUUUGUAAUGUUUACCACUUAACGUCUAGCAUUUCAGGGCAUCACAGGUCAAGGCGCCUUUCUUUGAUGUGUGCUUUCUUAAUGAUGAAACAUGGGGGGAGGCGAGGGUGGUGGUGGUGGUAGUGGUCGGGGGGGGGGGGGGGGGGUCAGUAACUUAAAUGUUCAUGGGAUCAGAAUCCAAUAUUUGUCUUCUCCUCUCAGUUUGUACAUAGGAUGUGUUCAUUGAAAUUUAUGUACAGUCUUUUUGUAAUAAACAGCUCAUUGA
Molecule: messenger RNA, 4518 nt
Organism: Acanthopagrus latus (yellowfin seabream)
Lineage: Eukaryota; Metazoa; Chordata; Actinopteri; Spariformes; Sparidae
Product: abl interactor 1-like
Exons: 11
Coding region: 141-1631 (496 amino acids)
Cellular component (GO): lamellipodium; intracellular anatomical structure
Molecular function (GO): SH3 domain binding
Source: RefSeq, a predicted model, not a curated record